Paralichthys olivaceus (Japanese flounder) is the source of this 747-nucleotide messenger RNA. The record is from RefSeq and is a predicted model, not a curated record. NCBI's taxonomy places the organism in Eukaryota, Metazoa, Chordata, Actinopteri, Pleuronectiformes, Paralichthyidae.
UCCUCCCCUUCUGCUACGUUGUCCACGGUUGUCAGUGACAUCAGGGACUCGUUCGCACCUUUGCACUAAAAAUAGCUGAACCGGGAGGAGGGGGACGGCGCCUGGUGUCCUAAGGGACAGCUGGAGCCUUCAGACAGUCAGUACCUGCAGGUGGACCUGGGCAGACUGACCUUCCUCACCGUGGUCGGGACUCAGGGACGAUACGCCAGAAGCUCCGGGAACGAGUACGCCCGAUCUUAUCGCCUGAACUACAGCCGGGACGGUCUCCUGUGGAAGUCCUGGAGAAACCGGCUGGGAAACCCGGUGAUGGAGGGCAACAAAAACGCCUACACCUCUGUCAUCAACGACCUUCACCCACCAAUCGUCACCCGCCACGUCCGUCUGAUCCCCGUCACCAAGCUGUCGACCACGGUCUGCAUGAGAGUGGAGCUGUACGGCUGCCCGUGGGACGACGGUCUGAUCUCCUACGGAGCGCCGGAGGGUCAGCUCAUGAUGCCGCCGAGUUAUCCUAUCGCCAGCCUCAACGACUCCACGUAUGACGGAGCGCACGAGAGGAGGAGGCUGUUUGGUGGGCUGGGUCAGCUGACGGACGGUGUGAUCGGCCUGGACGACUUCCUGUUGACGCGUCAGUACCACGUGUGGCCGGGCUACGACUACCUGGGCUGGAGGAACGACUCACUGGGAACUCAGGGAUACGUGGAGAUGGAGUUUGUGUUCGACCGACAGAGGAACUUUACCUCCAUGAAG